CUUUGAUCCUUGUUUGGUUGCCCAGAAAAUUAAAAAGAAAAUAGAUGAAGCUUUGUUGUUGUUUGUGGAAGCAGAAAGAAUGAUGUCUUCCUUUGCGUGCUAAUAAACAUUCUUUUCUUAAGUUUGGAACCAUGAGAUUCAAGAAAGGAACUAAAGUAGAAGUGUUGACCAAAUCAUCAGUUCCAUCUGGUGCUUGGCGAUCUGCUGAGAUUAUAACUGGUAAUGGGCAUUAUUACACUGUCAUGUAUGAUAGUGAAGGUACUACAGAGAGGGUACCGAGGAAGAGCAUGAGACCUGAGCCUCCUCCUCCUCCUUUUCAAGUUCUACAUUCUUGGGCUCCUGGUGACCUUGUUGAGGUUUUAGAGAGUUGUUCCUGGAAGAUUGCAAUCGUUUCCAACGUUUUGGAGAAUGAUUGUGUUUUGGUUAGGUUACUUGGUUCCUCGUUGACUCUCAGGGCAAACAAAUCCGACAUUCGAGUUAGACAAUCUUGGCAAGACAACGAGUGGAUCAUGGUCGGGCAGGGUACAUCGAGAUUAAGUGCACAGACUUCGACAGGAAAGUUACGGAGAAAGCUGAAUCUGAAGUGUGUUUCAUCUGAGAA
This is a messenger RNA of Raphanus sativus (radish), 601 nucleotides long. RefSeq lists its product as uncharacterized. Lineage: Eukaryota; Viridiplantae; Streptophyta; Magnoliopsida; Brassicales; Brassicaceae. The record is from RefSeq and is a predicted model, not a curated record. The transcript is spliced from 3 exons. The annotation marks the transcript as partial.